CAUAUCUAAAUAUGAGUUCAACUUACCGACUUACCGCCGUUUCGGACUCUUUUACUUUUAAAUCAAAAAUCAUAUAUUAAUUUUUUUAUUUUUUAUUUUUUAAAUCGUAAAUCCGCGUACUCAAUUAGUAUUUAAGGACCAUUUACACCUUCAUCCAUUCUACCAUCUUGACUCACUCAAUAUCAAAGAGAGAGAAAAUAGAGUUAAAAAAAAAACAAGAAAAAAACCAAGAAAACAAGAUCUAAGAAAAAAUGCCAGCACUAUAUAUAACAACAAAUGUAAAUUUGGAAGGUGUUGAUGUUGAACCUAUCUUCUCUGAAGCUAGUGCUGCUAUUGCUUCCAUUAUCGGCCGCCCUCAACAUUUGGUGAUGGUGGUAGUGAAAGGAUCAGUACCAAUAUCAUUUACAGGAACAAAAGAUCCAGCAGCAUUUGCACAAUUAAUAUCAAUGGGUGGUAUUAAUAAAGUUGUCAAGAAAAAUUUAAUAACAAGUCUUGGUGCUAUUCUUCAGAAUCAUUUAACUAUUCCUCCUGCUAGAUUUUUCUGCCAUGUUAUUGAUACUACUGCUGGUCGCCCACAAUCUAAGCUUUAAUUUCUUGUAAUCUUGAUUAAAUUAUUUUAAUUUAAUUUGGUUUUCCCUUGUGUAAACCCAAUUAAAAUUGAUGUAUCAAUUGGAAUAAAUUUUUGUGGCAAAUGGUUAUAUUGAAUAUUUUUGAAAAUAAAUUAUUAUUAUGAUG
Messenger RNA from Chenopodium quinoa (quinoa), 735 nucleotides. RefSeq names its product macrophage migration inhibitory factor homolog. The record is from RefSeq and is a predicted model, not a curated record. Bases 252 to 590 code for a protein of 112 amino acids. The transcript has 2 exons. Gene Ontology annotation, molecular function: phenylpyruvate tautomerase activity. NCBI's taxonomy places the organism in Eukaryota, Viridiplantae, Streptophyta, Magnoliopsida, Caryophyllales, Amaranthaceae.